CAACAGUGUUUCGGCGUCUUCAUAUUUCAUGCAAACUCGUUGCGUCGUUGAAGAGCGGUCGAUAGAUGCAGCAAAAGGCCUCAUCAUGCCCGUUCGAGCUGUUCACCGUCUCUGAUCAUUCUCCUUGGCGACUGGCGAUCAGCGACGCGCCUGGAGACCAACACGUAUGAAGCGAGGUGCAACUGUCUGGAUCUCCCAUCCACAUUUUCGACGUCAUCAUUGACCCUCUGUCUAUCCUUCAAGUCACAUCUCUUCAUCUUGUGCACUACUGCCACUGAGUCCAGUCACAUCACAAGAUGCAUCCCACGCCAUUGAAGAAGAUCACGCGCGUUCGUCUGCCGGGAAAGCGUCCCUCUGAGUUAUGGGACAUUACAACUCAGGACGGUAGAAUAGCGUCAGUGGACGCACACGACACGGGUGCAUCCGGACUCGACCAUGGCGAAACUCUGGAUGGAUCUAACAGACUGAUUGCGCCCUCUCUCUGUCAUGCUCACAUUCAUCUGGACAAAUGCUUCCUGCUUCAGGAUCCCAAGUAUGAUGACUUGCAGAUUAAGAGUGGCGACUUCAAAGAAGCCAUGAAGAUGACGAGCAUCGCGAAGGCAAGGUUUGAAGAGGAGGACCUCAUGCGGCGUGGAAGUCAACUGAUCGAGGAAAGCAUACAGCACGGUGUCACCGCCAUGCGAGCCUUCGUAGAGGUCGAUGGAGUCGUGCAGCUCAAGUGCUUGGACGCAGGCCUGAACCUACGAGAGAAGUACAAAGAGAAAUGUGACAUCCAGAUAUGCGCUUUCGCCCAACUGCCUCUUUUCUCUGGAAAAGACAACGGCGUAGAGGUCAGGAAGCUCAUGGAGGCUGCAGCAACCAACAAAAAUGUGGAUGUGCUGGGCUCGACACCGUACGUCGAAGACGACGAGUGCAAAUCAAAAGACAACGUCCGUUGGAUAUCAGCUUUGGCAUUGAGAAAGAAGAAAUACCUCGAUUUGCAUUUAGACUAUUUUCUCGAAGAAGACAAGCAACCUCUCGUCUGGGAUGUCUUGCAAAUACUCAAGGACCACGAUUGGAUGAAGGCAGGCGGCAAGCAAAUUACCCUUGGCCAUUGCACACGUCUGAUAAGGUUUCGGGACGAAGAAUGGAAUCGUUUGAAACAGGAAAUAGGCGAGUUCGCUGUCUCCUUUGUUGGGCUGCCUACGUCUGACCUGUUUAUGAUGCGAAGUCCGGACAGUGUCCGUGGAACAUUGCCAAUCGUCAAGUUGAUCAAGCAAUAUGGUUUUGACGCUGCAAUUGCGAUAAACAACAUUGGCAAUGCCUUCACUCCGCAAGGAAACUGUGACCCACUCGGCAUUGCACAACUCGGUGUGGGUCUCUAUCAGGCACCCACCACAGACGACGUUCAGCUGCUCUAUGAAGCCGUCUCAUCUCGUGCGAAGGCUGUUAUUGGCCAUGAACCCACCUCGCUCGGCUUUGAGCCUGGCGAGCCUGCAGAUUUCGUGUUGUUUGAUAGCAUGGAUAGCGGGUGGCGCUGCAGGAGGAGCAUUGCCGAAGUUGUGUACGACGCUGGCUCUGUUCGACAAACGGUCUACCGAGGCCGGUCAACCACAACUUGCAGUUGAGAAUACUGCACGUCGUUUGUUUGCGACCCUGUCGCUGUGAAAGACGGAAGUCGCGAAGUGACUACGUCGACGUCAUGCAUUGGACACAUGAUCAGUGGGCGCGGCUGCCGUUUACACUACUGAGGUCAAC
Macroventuria anomochaeta is the source of this 1737-nucleotide messenger RNA. RefSeq names its product cytosine deaminase protein-like protein. Bases 297 to 1607 code for a protein of 436 amino acids. The record is from RefSeq and is a predicted model, not a curated record. Gene Ontology annotation, molecular function: hydrolase activity, acting on carbon-nitrogen (but not peptide) bonds, in cyclic amidines. The transcript is spliced from 2 exons. NCBI's taxonomy places the organism in Eukaryota, Fungi, Ascomycota, Dothideomycetes, Pleosporales, Didymellaceae.